Molecule: messenger RNA, 1779 nt
Organism: Magnusiomyces paraingens
Lineage: Eukaryota; Fungi; Ascomycota; Dipodascomycetes; Dipodascales; Dipodascaceae
Exons: 1
Coding region: 1-1779 (592 amino acids)
Molecular function (GO): metal ion binding
Source: RefSeq, a predicted model, not a curated record
AUGGCCAGGAAAAAUAUCAUCUGCAAAUAUUACACAAAAGGUCGGUGCGCAAAAGGAAGCAACUGUGAAUAUAUCCAUCCCGGAGUUAAUAACAACGAAUUACCGGAAGACGAGGACAUUGAAGGUGUCCAAAAAACUAUACUUGAUAACUUAAAAGAAAGACCAGAGUGGGUUUUUUCAAGCUUCUCACCUAUUUCUGAGGUUAAAAAAAAUCUUAUUUCAGAUCGUGAUAUUUCUCCUGACGAAGAUCGCUGGAAUUUUUACCUAGCAAAACAAAAAAAUACUGAACAGCAAUAUCGCUAUCAAGUCGAAGCAGAAGUCAAAAAGCAACAGGAAAUUGAAAAACACAUACAGAUUAAUAGCGAUAAAGCAGCUCGUUACUCUCAAAGAAGUAAGGAACAAGAACCAAAAAUGGCCUUUUUACCUCCUAAUAGCAGCAACACAUCCAGUGGAGGCUGGGGAAGUAGUACAAAUACCGGAUCAUCAGCUUUUGGAAGCUUUGGAAACUCUUCCUCCGGAAACACUACUUCAAAUCCUUUUGGAUCCUCCUCUUUUUCUAGUCCAGCAUUUGGAUCUUCUACAUUUGGAACCGCGUCAUCUGGAAACCAACAAAAAUCAUCAUGGUCCAACAAAAGCGGAGGUGGCGCUUUUGAGUCGUUUGUGUCAUCCUCAAACAACACAAAUCCAUUCGGUUCGGUAACCCAAAGCAACACAUCAAGCCCAUUUGGAGCAUCUAGUAAUACUAGCACGGGAGGGUUUUCAUCGCAAUCAACAAACACAACUACAUCAGGAUCUGGCUUUGGUCAACACGGGUUUGGCCAGCCUAGCUUUGGCCAGUCGGGUUUUGGUCAAUCUGGUUUUGGUAAACCCGCUUUUGGCUCAAGCGAGGCUCCCAAGUCUGCAUUUGGAGCAUUCAGCAAUACGAGCACCUCAUCAAAUGCCUCCCCGUUUUCUUCUUUUGCCAGUAAUCAAGGAAGUGCGUUUGGAUCAGCAACUACUAAUACAAAUGAUAAUCCCUUUGCAUCAAGUUCGCCAUUUGGUGCUGCUACAAACAAUAAUGCUUCCAGUCAAUCUCCAUUCUCAAGUAAUCAAAAUAGCUCUCCAUUUGGGGCUUCCAAUAAUAAUAACUCUCCAUUUGGUUCUGCUGCUUCUAAGCCAUCGAUAUUUGGCUCUAGCUCUACAUCUACAAAUGCGUCACCUUUUGGUGUUGCUUCUAAGCCAUCGGUAUUUGACACUUCUACAACAACAAAUACAUCUCCGUUUGCCACUGCGAACACACAAAAUACAAAUUCACCAUUUGGCUCUACUUCUACACAGAAUUCUAGCUCGCCAUUUGGUGCAGCUACACAAAAAACAAACUCGCCAUUUGGGGUUGCGGCCAACAAUAAUCAGCAAUCGCCUUUUGGAUCUCAAGCUCAAGCUCAAGCUCAGGCUCAAUCUUCAUCGCCAUUUGCUUCGCUUCAGUCAUCUACCUCAUCACCAUUUGGAGACUCUGGAGGGUUUGGAGGGUUUGGAUCUUCUCAGAAACCUGAAAAUUCAUCGUCAUUUGGUUCGUUUUUUAAUCAAAGCUCUCCAUUUGGAUCCAGCACUGCUUCUCCAUUCGGGGCUAGUGCUGGUCCUGGGUUUGGUAGCUCGAAUGCUAAAUCCACAGUUAUAGAUCCGUUAGAUAAGCCAUUUUCCCUUUCUGAACUUUCAGAUGUUUUUAAGGCGGAAUUUGAAAGUAAUGAAUUUACCAUAGGUAAAGUUCCGGAUGUUCCCCCUCCAUUAGAAGUUCGAUAA